CAGCACGGUGUGUGAAAGAGCGACGUCCAGCUGCGUUUUUAUCGGCGGGAUCGGGUUAUGCUCCGUGUGUCCGAGGAUCUGCCGAUUUUCCCUGACUUUUCCGAGCGUUGAUGAUGAGCUGACUAUUGUGUGUGGAAAGCCAAAGUGAGCUGCAUUUCAGUGCGUUCGUGUGCGGUGUGUGGUUUUUGGGGCAUUUUCUUUUUUUACCAUGGGUGUGUGUGCGCGCGCCAUGGGCCAGGAGUGUGUCUUUGAUGGAAACCUGUACUAGAAAGGGUGGAAAUUUGUAAGCGACACAAGCAAGUGUCCCAUGCGUGUGGUGUGAAAUUUGUUCGUUCGUUGUGUGCCAUGCUGAUGAACGGUGGUGUGUAGGGACUACUCGGAUGUAGUUCUCCUAUCAAGUGUUGCGAGGGAAGAAUCUCGAUGUGUGUGGCGAACAUGGUGCUCCAAGUGACUCUCGGAAACGGCUCAUCAUCGGUGAAACAUAGUUAUCGUUGGAACCCGACGUUCUAUAUUGUCGUCUCAUCGUAAUUCUUGUCCCGAACGACAACGCACAGCGCGCAGGCAUAGGCCGCCUUCAACACAUUUUUCCUGCAUAACCGCAGCUGGCUCGAUUGACGCGUUUCGGCGCUCGAUGAGACAUAAGUGUUUUUGUGUGUGUUUGUGAUAGAGUGUGUGGGUGAAAAUUGUUAAUAGAAGAUUUUUGUGAAAUUUUACCCGCAACUAAUUGUGCGUUAAACAAUCGGCGGCAAACCAAACCUACCUACUGCUUUACGCUACGGUGCAACAUCACCCGGCUCACACCGAUGUGAGCGUGUGUGCGUGCGUGGUUGUUGAAUGUGUGUAAAAAAAUCGAAAAAAGAAAAUCAACCCAUUGUGGUAUCUUCGUGAUCUUCUUACUUUUGGGUGCGUGUGACCACCGCAUAUUGAUCACAUUUACCAUUUUAUCCUGGGACGCAUAUUGCGUGAGUGUAUUUUUCUAUCGUCGUCCUAGUGCCCGUGCGUGUGUGUGGGUGAAAACGUGAUUUUGUUACCGUGAGCACAGCAGCCGGAGAAUAACUCCACCCUCAACGUCAUCUGGCGGCGUCUGUUGGCCACGGAUCUAGUCCGGGAGUGACGAGCGCGCCCAGCUGAUCGAGGCGAGUACAGUGUGAGGCGGUGUGGCCGGCCAGGCAUUCCUCGCACGGUUGAGGAUCAAUUUUUGCCGGGUUGCGUUUUUUUUGCGGGCCACAUGAACGUGUGCUGCCUGCGAUACUGCUUUGCGCGGGCGUGCGUGUAUUUGUGAGUCGGUUGUGUGAUCGAAGAGCUAAAGCGAAAGGGGAAGUGAGUGAGUGAGUGAGCGCGAGAAGGCAGGGGAACGAUCCGCGUCUGGGCCAAAGCACCACGCAUCGCUGCAGGUGCAUCGGCUAAUUAUUGGUGGAAGCGGUUUUUGUUUCGUCUGCUGCUACCGACCGAAUCGGCAUCGUAAAAAGGAAAUACAGAAGGCACUGUUUGGAGCCACCUCGACACUUCGAAAGGAGGAAACCUACACGGACCGCCAGUGCGCCAGCGAGUGUGGGUGAAGAUGUAUGCAAAAGGCAAAGGGACAGCGGUGCCGUCAGAUGCACAAGCUAGGGAAAAAAUUGCACUUUAUGUAUAUGAAUAUUUAUUACACGUAGGAGCAUCGAAAGCAGCACAAACAUUCUUAUCUGAGAUACGAUGGGAGAAAAACAUCACACUAGGCGAACCUCCGGGCUUCCUGCAUUCGUGGUGGUGCGUCUUUUGGGAUCUCUACUGUGCGGCACCGGAACGACGAGACACCUGCGAACAUUCAUCCGAGGCCAAAGCAUUUCAUGACUACGGUUUCGUGAGUUCAGGGUACGGAGUGAACGGAAUAGCACACAAUGCCGGACCCGCUCCAAGCCCACUGGGACAGUUACCACCAAACGAAGGGAUGCCCGGCGGCCCGAUGGCACCUUCAGGCUUCUUUCCGAACUCCUCCAUUAGGCCAUCACAACCUUCACACCCUAGUAGUCAGCAGUCCCCACAUCCACAGCCUCCAAACUCGCAUGGACAAUUGAUGAGCGGUCAGCCGUUCAUGGGUGGCCCCCGAUAUCCGCCCGGGCCCAGGCCAGGAGUGAGAAUGCCGCAAGGAAUUGGAAACGAUUUCAAUGGUCCCCCUGGACAACCAAUGAUGCCAAAUAGUAUGGAUCCGACGCGGCAAGGUGAAGCUGGAGACUUUGUAGCAUGGCAAGGCCCUCCAGGUAUGGGUCCUAUGAAUCCUAGAAUGAAUCCACCUCGCGGCCCAGGCAUGGGCCCCAUGGGAGCGGGAACGUACGGUCCCGGUAUGCGUGGUCCCCCGCCAAACAGCAGUUUAGGACCCGGCGGUAUGCCACCGAUGGGUAUGGCCGGCGGUCGGCCCCAAUGGCAACCGAACACAUCGUCGCCGAUGAACUAUUCAUCGUCCUCGCCUGGCAACUACGGAGGACCACCGGGACCGAGUGGGCCACCCGGACCGGGUACGCCCAUAAUGCCAUCACCUCAAGAUUCAUCCAACUCCGGUGGCGAGAAUAUGUACACACCAAUGAAACCUGAAUUCCCUAUGGUCGGUGGCGCGGACGGCAGUGGCCCGAUGGGUGGGCCGAUGGGCCCGAACACGAUGGGUGGCCCGGUACUUAAUAACGAUGGUCUGGACGGCAUGAAGAACAGCCCUGCGAACGGUCCCGGCACGCCACGGGAAGAUUCCGGCAGCGGUAUGGGUGAUUACAACCUUGGUGGCUUCGGUGGUCCAGGCGAGAACGACCAGACAGAGUCAGCCGCUAUACUGAAAAUAAAGGAAAGCAUGCAGGAAGAGGCGAAGCGUUUUGAGAAAGACUCCGAUCAGCCUGAUUACUAUAUGCAAUAACAUCCUCCUUCUCCUACCGCUACUGCGACAGCCGCUACUAGAACUUCUGCUACUUCCGUUAUCGAACCUAGUGCUGAUAUCGUAAAGGCAAUCUAUGCUAGUACUUUUACCAUUACCCCUAUCACUCUCGGCACCACCAUCGUCAUCAUCGCCACUAUUGCUGCUAUCUGCAGCAGGAGCAGCAGCACCAGCAGCGGCAACCACAAUGUCAUCUUCACGAUUGCAACAGAUUUUACCCACAGCGAAGGUCCAACCCAAGGCACUGCUUCCGUGUGGGAUAAAAAGACAACCACCCUAUCAGCAAACAGCACCUUGCACCGGUCUGUAUUGGCCUGUGUUGGGGCAAAACAUUUUAAAGCGAUCAGUUACUACCGUAGGUAACUUCCUCUGAGGUACAGGACUAGGUGGAAAAUUGGUCAUAUAAAAAAAUGCCGCCAAUAAUCUGGUGUCAAGCAUAAAGAAAGUAAUAGUGGUGAUUUUGGUUUGGUGGUGUGACUGGAUGCUGCACACACAGACAAAUUUUUACCAAAAAAAUGCUAUAAAAAAUAUAACAAAAAACUGAAACCCGAUGGUUAGGGAAGGGAAGAAUGGAAGCCGAGAGGGAUAGCAAAGAGUUGGAUAUAAACAUCCGGGAUAGUAGAUUGUAAUAAUCAUCAGCCAGAAAUAGCCAGAAUCUUAAGUUUUUUUUUUCUUUUAUAUAUAUAUUGUUACCUAACAUACCCAGAGGAGGAAAGACACACACGCGGUUUUCAGCAGCAAGAGGGUAAUUUUGGACGAGGAGAAAUGUCGUUGCUACAAGCAUCGAUCUAAUCAGACACACGCCAAAAAGGAUUAAAACACACCACCUAGCCACACACACACACAAGGAGUAGAGAGUCCUGUCUCGAGAAAAGAAUGUCUCCUUCUCACGAAAUUUGUUCGCUGUCGCCACCAAAGGAAGCUCGAUGUUUUGUUUUAUCAUCAUCUCGUGCGUGCGUUUGUGUAUAAUCUCUUAUAUUAGCAAUAUUUAAGAACGAAACAGAACAAAACUCGCAGUAUGAAAGGACAAAUUUUUUGUUUUUUGCAUUGCUAUAUAGGAUCAUUGCUAAUCCUUCCGUGAUCUACGUCUGAUGAUGAUCUUACUUCGGUAAGCAGUCGCAGUCAGGAAGUACAGAAACGGGAACCAAUUUCCGUUUUCGCUUCAUGCAUAUUUCAACCGCAGCAAAACCAAGUAUUCGUGUGUUUGAGUUAUUUAGGGUUUUUUUUGCUUACUUUAAGUACACUCAUGGGACGCUUAUGGGUGUGGUGGUGAUCGGCGUUUUUUGUGUUUUAAAUUAAAGAUUAGAAAAGCGACACGGUUCGAGACUUUCAAUCCCAGAGUACUAUAGGAAACAGGGUAGCAAACGGAAAGCUGGUAAUGUUUUCAAGGAAAACUUGCACGCGGCUGGUUAACGAAAAAAAAGGUAACUCUAAUCAAACACAGUAAGGAAGUAGUAAAAAAUCAAGCACCGUCAACAGCAGCGCGUGUUUUAACUCGGGGAGAGAGAGGAAAUAAGGAGGAAGUGUACUGUGCAAAAGCUAAAAUGAUGUUUUAUUUCUACUUAUGGCGUGCUGCCGGGGGUUUAUUCAACUAACUAGAAAAGGAGCGAGAGGGCAUACAACAGGAGGGAUAAACGGUGGAAUGUAGGUAGUUUUAAGGUUCCCCGAUUUUGAAGAUCAUCACCGAUUAAUAAUGGGAACGAAAUAAAAUAUUAUCCUCGUUCUCCAAACCACACACACACACAAGCAUGAGGAAACCAUUUAAAAGCGAACAGAAAUGUGUGUAAAAACUCGUUAAAUUGAAGAGGAAAAAAAUAAUUAAAGAAGAAAAAUGCAUUGAAUCUUAAAAGAAAACAAUAACGACACAAGUUAAGAAACGGCAAAACCAACCAACCAACCAACCAACCAAUGGGGCACUGUAGAUUAAUUUAUUUCGCACUGGCACCACCGCCCCCGGGGGUAGUAGAGUGUGUGCCUGCGAGAGUUUAUGUGGUUGGGUUGUGCACAUAAACACACAGAACUCGCGCAACGUGUAAUGUUUCGUGCGAGUGUGCGGGAACGCGUUUAAAGAAACCAACAGUAAAUCAUUUAAAUUAUGUCGUAUAGUAGUAUGGAUGGUACAUGAAAACGAAAGAACAAAGUAUAAGUAGUGUAGCGAGCAAACAAAAAAAAAACAAAAACAAAAGCAGUACAUGAGAGAAGAUAUCAAGCGGGAAAGUGGGAAAAAGGUGAAAAGAAAAUCGUUCUACUACACUACUACACAUACAGAUACACCCACACACACCACUGCUGCACACACUAGUGUGCGACAGUAAGCAACAACACAGUAAUAAGAAAGAUUAUGAAAACUUAUGUUGGGAACUGUGCGCGCGCGCGGGGGAAACGGUACUGGCAAAUGAGAUAAAGAAAAGAUACACACAAAAAAAGAGCAACCAACAAAUAAGAGACAAAAAAAAAAAA
Molecule: messenger RNA, 5359 nt
Organism: Anopheles stephensi (Asian malaria mosquito)
Lineage: Eukaryota; Metazoa; Arthropoda; Insecta; Diptera; Culicidae
Gene: Ssdp
Product: single-stranded DNA-binding protein 3
Exons: 13
Coding region: 1562-2881 (439 amino acids)
Biological process (GO): positive regulation of transcription by RNA polymerase II
Cellular component (GO): nucleus
Molecular function (GO): single-stranded DNA binding; protein binding
Source: RefSeq, a predicted model, not a curated record